UGUAUUUUUCUCUGUGUCUGUGAAUAAGAAGUGAUGUCUCUGGUGGCCUCCCCACAUGUGGCUACCUUAAACCACACUGGUGUCAGUCACACAGUCUUCCACUUGCUGGGCAUCCCUGGUCUAGAGAAGCAGCACAUGUGGAUUUCCAUCCCCUUCUUUGUUUCCUAUGUCAUUGCCGUACUUGGGAACAGCCUGCUCAUCAUUAUUAUCCUCUCAAGGAGCAGCCUCCACGAACCCAUGUACCUCUUCCUCUGCAUGCUGGCAGGAGCAGACAUUGUCCUCUCAACAUGUACGGUACCUCAGGCCUUGGCCAUCUUCUGGUUCCAUGCUGGGGAGAUCUCCCUGGAUCGCUGCAUUGCUCAGUUCUUCAUCAUCCACUGCACUUUCAUCUCUGAGUCAGGGAUCUUGCUGGUGAUGGCCUUGGACCGCUACAUUGCCAUAUGCUACCCACUCAGAUACACCACUAUCCUUACACAUGCACUGAUUGGGAAAAUUGGUGUUACCAUAUUUUUAAGAAGUUAUUGUACAAUUUUCCCCAUAAUAUUUCUUUUGAAAAGGUUGACUUUCUGCCAAAAUAAUAUUAUUCCGCAUACCUUUUGUGAACACAUUGGCUUGGCCAAAUAUGCUUGUAAUGACAUUCGAGUGAACAUCUGGUAUGGACUUUUUGUAAUAAUAGCGACAGUGGUUUUAGAUGCCCUGUUAAUCUUUGUCUCCUAUGUGCUGAUUCUCCAUGCUGUCUUCCACAUGUCUUCCCACGAUGCCCGUCAGAAAGCUCUCAGCACAUGUGGCUCCCACGUCUGCAUCAUCAUCCUCUUUUAUGGGCCUGCCAUCUUCACUACUCUUACUCAGCGGUUUGGACGCCACGUUCCUCCUCACGUCCACAUCUUGCUGGCUAACGUCUGCAUUCUGGUUCCACCUAUGUUGAAUCCCAUCAUAUAUGGGGUCAAGACCAAGCAAAUCCGAGAGCACGCGGUUCAUAUGCUUUUCCCAAAGCAGCAGUAACUUUGGAAGAGAAUAAGAGUUUUCAGCAUUUGUAGCUAUUCAUGGUGUGGCCUAUCUAUGGAGGUGGUGGGUGGAAACAUUAGUGGUAAACUGAAACACCUGGAAAUAGCUAAGAAAUUGUGUUUCUGGGGCAAGUUCACUAAGAAUGUUACAGGAUAUGAAUAUUCAACUGUCAAUGCAAGAGAAAGAAAGAGAGAGAGAAAGAGAGUGGUGGCAUGUUUGCCUGAGCAACUCUCUACAACUUUCCUAGGCAUCUUAGUUGUUUUUUUCUUACUAG
This is a messenger RNA of Miniopterus natalensis, 1279 nucleotides long. RefSeq names its product olfactory receptor 52B4-like. The record is from RefSeq and is a predicted model, not a curated record. Gene Ontology annotation, molecular function: G protein-coupled receptor activity; olfactory receptor activity. Gene Ontology annotation, biological process: G protein-coupled receptor signaling pathway. Lineage: Eukaryota; Metazoa; Chordata; Mammalia; Chiroptera; Miniopteridae. Gene Ontology annotation, cellular component: plasma membrane.